CGAAGGGCGCGUAUGAUUCGUCCUUACACGACAUACGACGAGCGCUGCAAAGAGAGGGCAUGAAAACUAAACUGUUGAGGUCCUCUCGGACGCUCACGUCCGCACACACCGAGCGUGUCGUCCCAAACGUGCUUGCGGUUCACAAAUCGCAACUCGGCUGUUCAGGCGGACAAACAUGGGCCGUUAUAGGCCAUGUGGAAAGGACUGUGUAUAUCAGAUGGCGUUGCGCUGUUCGCUUCCUGUGCCCUCCUAGAUGAUUAUGUUUGCCCGUACCAUGUACCCGGAUAUGAUCGCGCUCCAUACGGCCUCGCGCAUUUUGGCGGAGCGGAUGAACGCGCGGCCUUGUGGAGGAUCUUGUGAGAGGGGCUCCUGCAGUGCAGUUCUACAUACCACGUGCAUACAUGGUAAGAUUUACACCUUGCGUGUUUUGAUGAAGCGGACGACAGGCGAAGAAACGCGGCACCAGGCCUCGGAGGAUGCGGGAGAUGCGAAGAGUAGAACGGCAUCAGAGUCGGACAAGUAGCCGUGAACGCAUGCAGUCGAACGUUAGAUCUUCCCGAAUCUGCCGUCAAGGAAACUGCGAGCUGGUAUUUACAUCCAGGAUGCACAGAUGGUAGGGAAAAGGAACGCCGACUCUGAGGGAGCGUGUAGAAGGAA
Messenger RNA from Dichomitus squalens LYAD-421 SS1, 657 nucleotides. RefSeq lists its product as uncharacterized. The transcript has 4 exons. NCBI's taxonomy places the organism in Eukaryota, Fungi, Basidiomycota, Agaricomycetes, Polyporales, Polyporaceae. The record is from RefSeq and is a predicted model, not a curated record. The annotation marks the transcript as partial.